CUCUUUAUAACACUAAACACUCAUAACUAAAGAAAAUUUUACUAAAAGUUUUUUUACACCAAGUAUAAUAAUCAAAAUCAUUUAAUUUACAUUCUUCCACGUAUUAAAAAAUUGUAAUUGUAAAAUGAGACAUAGGUCAAUCGUAUAAAUCAUUCAUUGCUGUGUCAUGCAACACAUUUAAAUAGAUGACUAUCGAACACUAUUCAUCAUCACAUCGAAUAUAAGGUAUUUAUACUAAAUGUUAUAAAUACAGGCUUAGAGUCGUUUUGUUUCAUAGACAACGUAGUGCCAAUUCAUUACGACAUCGAAUUAAUACCAUAUAUCGAAGAGGGUAAUUUUACCUAUAAUGGUAAAUCCCACAUCAUCAUCGAGAUCCGUCGUGCAACACAAGAUUUAAGUUUGAAUGCACUAGAUUUAAAGAUUAAUGAAGCAGCGAUCGUUGAUCAGCAAAAAUAUUAUUAUUCAUACGCCGAUAGCACAUAAAUAUAACAAUGAAACACAAAUGUUAUCUCUCCAUUUUGAAGAUGAGUUAUCCCCUGGAAUUUAUAGUUUCAGUAUACAAUUUAUCGAUAUUUUAAGUGAUGAUUUGCGUGGCUUCUUCAGAGCAUCGUAGAGCAUAUAUCAAUAAAAAAGGAAACAGAGUGUGGUUGGCCGUAACGAAUUUCGAAGCGACUUUCGCGCGACGAGCGUUCCCAUGUUGGGACGAACCGGCAUUAAAAGCUACUUUCAAUAUCUCCAUAAAACAUCAUCGAAACUACACGGCUCUGUCAAAUAUGCCGAUACGGGAACAAUCGGAUGGAGAAGAUGACGUAGUGUGGACGCACUUUGACAGGUCUCCCGUCAUGUCCACAUAUCUCGUAGCGUUUGUAGUGUCGGAUUAUGUUAGUAUUCCUAGCGCAAAUGAAAUGGCGUUUAACAUGUGGUAUAGAUCAGCAUUGGCUCCGUACUCAAAACUUGUGCAGAAUGUUGCUCAAAAGGCUAAAUAGAUAUUGACAGAAUAUACCAACAGCACCUAUAUAGUUUCGAAAAUGGAUCAUAUAGCAGUUUCCACAAUUUAAACCUGGUGCGACGAAAAAUUGGGGAUUCAUUAUUUAUGUGUAAGGCAACAUAACUUAGAAGAAAUAUUAACAGAUCAACAUGUACUUAUAUAGCCUUCUUGCAUCACAAAUUUAUACUUUUUGCAAUUUUUUUAUAUAGAUUGUUGAUCCACACAUAUUCGAGAUCAACUUGCGGUUACAAAAAUAUCAUAAGAUAAUAGAGAGAUCUGACCUUGCCGUUAAUUGUCACUCUAUUACACUUGAAUAAAACAAAAUUUCCUCUAGUUAAACAAUUGUGGAAAAAAGUAGGAAUAAGAAUAAGAAUAUAAAAUUUUUAUUUUAUCUUUUACAUUUAUUUUUUACAUUAUUUCAGUCAGUUUGGUUCCGAUGACUUAUGGAACGUCUUGCAAUCAAUUCUAGAUGAAUCAGAUGUUUCACAUGAUGAUUAUAAAUUGAAAGAUGUAAUUGAUACCUAGUUAAAACAAAGACAUUAUCCCAUAAUACACGUAUCUCGUAAUAAUGAUACUGGUGAGACAAUAUUAACGCAGGAACCUUUUCAUCCACAAAACAAAAGCGAGCAUGUCGAUGAUAAAUGGUGGGUACCUUUGACUUUUGCUACGCAAACAAAUCUUGAUUUCUCCGAUACUGUACUUAUUCGUUGGUUAAAACCACAAAAUGAAAAUGUAAACAUUGAUGGAAUUGAUCCAAAUG
Pogonomyrmex barbatus (red harvester ant) is the source of this 1748-nucleotide messenger RNA. RefSeq names its product puromycin-sensitive aminopeptidase-like protein. The record is from RefSeq and is a predicted model, not a curated record. Lineage: Eukaryota; Metazoa; Arthropoda; Insecta; Hymenoptera; Formicidae. Gene Ontology annotation, molecular function: zinc ion binding; peptide binding; metalloaminopeptidase activity. Gene Ontology annotation, cellular component: membrane; cytoplasm. Gene Ontology annotation, biological process: proteolysis; peptide catabolic process.